Molecule: messenger RNA, 465 nt
Organism: Corticium candelabrum
Lineage: Eukaryota; Metazoa; Porifera; Homoscleromorpha; Homosclerophorida; Plakinidae
Exons: 2
Coding region: 1-465 (154 amino acids)
Source: RefSeq, a predicted model, not a curated record
AUGAAGCUAGAUGGGAGUCAGCAAACAUUUAGCUACGACAACGCAAUAUGGUCAAACAAGCAAACAUUUCAAUCAAAAAAUUUGGAGUUGGAUAACAAAGAAACUAAACUGGCUUCCUAUUGGACACUGCCAUUUACCGAAGUUCGUUUGGGAAUGAAAGUAGAUGGAACGAUCAGGUGGAUCACUUUCAGUCAUCUAUCUACAGUCUCAUUGCAGAUGGACGUUACAGGAGAACGAGCGUUGGUGAAAGAUGGAUUCAAUGCGAAAAGUCACCCCACACACGCACGAACUCGUCUGGGAUUUAUUGCUAACCAAGAAAACAAUUGUGGCAAUCCAGGCUCUUUUGUUGGUUUUGGAACACGGUACAAGUCCCACGCAAAUAGUGCUGGAAACUGUGCAGGUUCUACCGCGAAUGACAACGGUAGUCUAGACAUCAAAGUAAUUGGAUACAUUAUGGCACGUUGA